This is a messenger RNA of Mesitornis unicolor (brown roatelo), 1161 nucleotides long. RefSeq names its product nucleolar protein 3 (apoptosis repressor with CARD domain) (gene NOL3). The transcript is spliced from 4 exons. The record is from RefSeq and is a predicted model, not a curated record. NCBI's taxonomy places the organism in Eukaryota, Metazoa, Chordata, Aves, Mesitornithiformes, Mesitornithidae. The coding region runs from base 1 to 1161 and encodes 386 amino acids.
AUGAACCUGAACGUGAACGUGGAGGUGAAUGUGAACUUGAACCGGAACCAGAACCAGAACCAGAACCAGAACCAGAACCGGAACAUGAACCGGAACCAGAACCGGAACGUGAACCGGAACCAGAACCGGAACGUGAACCUGAACCAGAACCGGAAUGUGAACGUACACUGGAAUGAGAACUGGAACCGGAACGUGAGCCAGAACCAGAACCAGAUCCUGAACCUGAACUGGAACCACAGUCUGAACCAGAAUGUGAACGUGAACCUGAACGUGAACGUAGAUGUGAACCAGAACCGGAACCAGAACCAGAACCGGAACCAGGAUGUGAACCGGAACCAGGAUGUGAACUGCAACCAGGACGUGAACCUGAACUGGAACAUGAACCAGAACUGGAACCGGAACAUGAACCUGAACCGGAACCAGAACCAGAACGUGAACCAGAACUGGAACGAGAACCGGAACCGGAACGUGAGCCUUAACCGGAACCAGAAUGAGAACCGGAACAUGAACCUGAACUGGAAGGAACCAGAACCAGCACCAGAACUGGGACAUGAAGCAGAACUGGAACCGGGACGUGAAGCGGAACCGGAACCGAAACCAGAACGUGAGCCUGAAUCGGAACCGCAAUCUGAACCGGAACGUGAACUUGAACCUGAACAUGAACGUGGAUGUGAACCUGAACCAGAACCAGAACCGGAACUGGGAUGUGAACCUGAACAUGAACUUGAAGCGGAAGGUGAACCUGAACCCAGCAAUUCCCAUGCAGGUUUGUACAACCCCCAGUUGGGUAGCAGGGACCUGCCCAGGGACAGCUAUGCGAGCAUGGACUUUGCACCAGAUGGAGCUUUCCUGGCAGAAGGAACAGUUGACGUGCAGAAGGUGGCAGAACAAGCGGCAGGAGAAGGGCUGAUGGAAGAGGAGACACCAGCACUGGAGAAGGAAGAUUUUGUUGCUGAGAGAGGAGAUGCCCACACUGAUGAGGCCGAGGCAGAAAUGGCACAGGCAGGAGAUAUGCUGGUCGAGGAGGACACCAUGGCUGUGGUGUGGGCAGAGGGACAGCUUGUGGUGGAGGAAUCUGCACUUGAGGAGAGAGCCAUGGCAGGAGGAGAUGGGGAAGGAAAGGGGACAGAGAAGGGAAUGGAGCCGGGCACAGAGGGGUAG